Hibiscus syriacus is the source of this 2607-nucleotide messenger RNA. Its product is annotated as DNA ligase 1-like. Lineage: Eukaryota; Viridiplantae; Streptophyta; Magnoliopsida; Malvales; Malvaceae. The transcript is spliced from 17 exons. The record is from RefSeq and is a predicted model, not a curated record. Bases 33 to 2369 code for a protein of 778 amino acids. Gene Ontology annotation, molecular function: DNA ligase (ATP) activity; DNA binding; ATP binding. Gene Ontology annotation, biological process: lagging strand elongation; DNA recombination; DNA biosynthetic process. Gene Ontology annotation, cellular component: mitochondrion; nucleus.
UGUUUACUUCUUCCUCAAUUCCUUGGAAUUGAAUGCUAAAGCCUCGCCCAUCCCAUCUCCUUUGCUAUACUUGUCUUUCUCGCUCUCUCAACCUUGUCAUUCCUCCAUCUUCUUCUUCAUUUUCUCCCUCUUCUAAGUGCCAUUUCUUUCGCUCCAAACCCCUCUCUCUUUCCUCUUUAAACCCUUACUCCAAUAUGUCUUCUCGCCCCUCCGCCUUCGAUGCUCUCAUGUCCAAUGCUCGCCGUUUAGCUGGCGAAAAGAGUCCUCACUCCUCUUCGCCCACCAAGAAACGCAAAUCCAAAACCAUCGACUCAACUGAAGUCAAACCCGACCCAGAAGUCCCCAGUGGUGGAAUUCAAAAACCCAAUUUAGAUGAGACGAAGAAACCCCCGGAUUUGAAGAAGAUGAAACCGGGGAGUGCCUCGGAGAGAAAUGUGGAGUUGAAAGGGAAAAUUGCGCUAUUGAAGAAGAAGCCGGCGGAUUUUGAUCCAAAAAUGGUGGUGUGUUGGGAGAAAGGAGAGAGGGUUCCGUUUUUGUUUCUGAGCCUGGCGUUUGAUUUGAUAUCGAAUGAGACGGGUCGGAUUGUGAUAACUGAUAUUGUUUGUAAUAUGUUGAGGACUGUUAUUGAUACCACACCGGAUGAUUUGGUGGCGACGGUUUACCUGGCAGCAAAUAAGGUUGCUCCGGCGCAUGAGGGGAUAGAGCUGGGAAUUGGAGAUGCCUCCAUUAUCAAGGCCCUGGCUGAGGCCUGUGGAAGGACUGAAUCACAGAUCAAGAGUCAGUACAAGGAAAGAGGAGACCUGGGCCUUGUUGCACAAGCUAGUCGUUCAUCCCAAUCGAUGAUGCGCAGGCCUGAUUCAUUAACUGUUGUCAAAGUGUUUGACACCUUUCGGCUAAUUGCUAAGGAAUCUGGAAAGGACAGUCAGGAAAAGAAAAAGAAUCGUAUCAAGGCACUUCUUGUUGCUGCAACUGACUGUGAACCUCUGUUCUUGAUUCGUCUACUUCAGAUAAAGUUGCGGAUUGGGUUUUCAGAUCAGACUCUGUUAGCUGCGCUAGGACAGGCUGCAGUAUAUAAUGAACAACAUUCUAAACCACCUCCAAACAUUCAGUCUCCAUUUGAGGAGGCUGCCAAAAUUGUCAAACAAGUUUUUUCUAUCCUCCCAGUAUAUGAUAAAAUAGUCCCUGCACUUUUGACUGGCGGUAUAUGGGAUCUUCGAACGACUUGUAGCUUUACACCGGGUGUCCCAAUUGGACCUAUGCUAGCAAAACCUACCAAAGGUGUUGCUGAAAUUGUAAAUAAAUUCCAGGAUACUGACUUUGUAUGUGAAUAUAAAUAUGAUGGAGAACGUGCACAGAUUCACUACAUGGAGAAUGGUUCAGUUGAGAUAUAUAGUCGAAAUGCUGAGAGGAACACAGGAAAGUUUCCUGAUGUUGUUUCUGCAAUUUCUAGAUUCAAGAAGUCCUCCGUAAAAUCAUUUGCUUUGGAUUGUGAGCUUGUUGCUUAUGAUCAAGUUCAAAAGAAAAUUUUACCCUUUCAGAUCCUUAGUACACGAGCACGAAAAAAUGUGGUAGAGAGUGAAAUCAAAGUUGACGUGUGCAUAUUUGCUUUUGACAUCUUAUAUCUUAAUGGGCAAUCACUUCUUCAUGAACAGCUUAAAGUUCGGAGAGAGAGGCUUUAUGAUUCAUUUGAUGAAGAAGCUGGAUUUUUUCAGUUUGCAACAGCCUUAACAUCAAAUGAUCUUGAGGAGAUUCAAGCUUUCCUUAAUUCUGCUGUUUCUUCAAGUUGUGAGGGUUUAAUUAUCAAAACAUUGGAUAGAGAUGCUACGUACGAGCCAUCAAAGCGGUCACUCAACUGGCUAAAAUUGAAGAAAGAUUACAUGGAAAGUAUCGGAGACACAUUAGAUCUCGUACCUAUUGCUGCUUUCCAUGGCCGUGGGAAACGGACUGGCGUCUAUGGUGCCUUUCUCUUGGCAUGUUACAAUGACAGUAAUGAAGAGUUCCAGAGUAUCUGUAAAAUUGGUACAGGAUUUUCUGAAGCACAACUUGAAGAAUGUUCUGCCAGUCUCCGCUCUAAAGUGAUUCCUGAACCAAAGUCAUACUAUCGUUGCGAGAUAAAGCCAGAUGUUUGGUUUGAGGCUUCAGAGGUUUGGGAGGUAAAAGUUGCAGACUUGACCAUUAGCCCUGUUCAUUGUGCUGCUAUUGGGAUUGUGAAUCCUGCUAAGGGUAUAUCUCUCCGGUUUCCCCGUUUAGUUCGUGUUCGAGAAGAUAAGACACCAGAGCAAGCUACAUCAUCAGAGCAGGUGGCUGAGAUGUAUAAUGCUCAAAAACACAAUCAAACUAAUAAUGAAGACGAUGGUGAGGAUGAUUGAGGAAUUCUGAUAAGCCUCAAUAUUUUUCCUACCCGGGUAGGUGAAUUGCGAUAAUUUAAUGUGUGAAGGGGACUGUUAGUCUCCAGUUUCUAAACCUUGCAGUGUAAAUACAGAUUUUCCUAUUCUCGGUUGCAAUCAAGAAAGUUUCUAUUGCUGGAUAGGCUAAUUUCUUUGCCAAUUUUCUGGAAAGCUAAAGGCUGCCGAUUUUUCAAUGCAAUUUGCUGCCUAUAUUGAAAAA